AUGUCCGACUUUCACGACAACUCAGGCGGCGUGAUCCUGGAUGGCCCAUUCGAUCCAGACGCGCAAGCCACCGUCACAGAUUAUAUCGACUACACCGAAUACCUUCCCGCCGACCUCAUUCGUUCCCUCACGCUCAUUCGCGGUCUGGAUGAGAGAUACUUGGAUGCCGCGCAAAGCGUCCAUAAUUCCACCAAGACUUACGGUCAGCUCCCUGAACUCGCCUCAGAUACUCGUCCCGAUGCUCGCACGUUGCGCAAAGACAUCUCCACCCAGAUUGACAGUGCGAUCAACGCUCGCGAGUCCGCCUACGCCGAGGCCUGUCGUCUCUAUGACGUGGUCGAUCGUCACUUUAAUCGAUUAGAUUGCAUUCGACAGAAGCUGAACGCGCUCCCCAAGCCGGCCUCACGCGAACCUACCCCCGCACCCCCUGUCCCCACCGCGACCGCCACAAAACGCGGUCGGUCCUCGAAGAAGGGCGACGAAGGUGCGCCGACCACGACGCGCAUUACCCUUCGAUUAGAUAGCCAUGACAAUGCCCGACGCGGUCCUAAAUCUCGAUCGCGGCGCUCCGCGACCGGACAUCUGGCAGGCCUACAUCGCGAUUCCCCCAUCGCGAGCACUGAGCAUUCCGACGUGGAGGCUGAACCUAAGGCCGUUCCGCCCGAGUCGCCCAUGGAGCUGGGAUUGAGUCCGGCCAAGAAGGAGAAGCAGCGCCGGCGAUCACGGACCUCGGCAGCUACCCAUGAUCCCAACAAUGUCACCGCCAUCUCGACUAGUAAUGCCCUGGCCCUGCUCAAACCGCCUCCGGAGGACGCACAACCUGGUAGCGAGGACAUGCCGUGGCUGCGUCUCACCGAAUGGGAAAUGACCAAACUUCGCAAGAAGAUGAAGAAGAACGCCGUGUGGCAACCCAGCGAAGUCAUGAUUCACCGCGAGCUGGCUCUCCGGGGGCGGGGAUGGGAGGCGUACCGCGCAGCCAAGUCCAAGUCGGACGCGGAAGGGACUGAGUUCGUGGACUGUGACGACAUCAUGAGCACUUACAUCCCUGGCCAGUUGGUCCGACGCACCGAAGGAAUGAAGGAUCCGGAGGGGACCUUCGAGACAAAGCUUAGCAACCGGGGCAUGAAGCUAAACGAGGCCAAGAAGCUCAAGCGCGAGAACCAGGCGCGGGAACAGGCAGCCCUUGCCGCUGCGGAGGCGGAGUUAGCGGCCAAACAGGGAAUUGUCGUCGCCCCCGUCAGCUCUCAGGAUGCUCUCAUCACGGAAAAACCCAGUCGGGCUGCCACCAAGAAGAGGAGCCUCGACGAGAGCUCUUCCUCGGCCGUCGUAUCCUCACCUCCUCCUCCCGCUGCGACUCCUCCGUCUCCUCUGCCGGCCUCGACACCCCAGGAAAGUGAGACACGUGUGGCCCUGCGCAGUUCGGCCAGUAAACGCCGUAGGACCAGCAAGGAAUCUCCCACCCUAGUGGAGACGAGUGUGAGCACAUCCAGCGCUCCGGCCACCACCCUGGCGUCGACUAAUGUGCCCGUAGCCGGUGCCGAUGCAGUUGAUGCGCGAAAGCCAUCCCCCCCUGCUCCACCAUCCCCAACCGGAUCCAAACGUUCCAUCCCCUUGACCAUCACCGCGGCGGCCCCUGCCGUUAAGGAAAGUAGGACCACCACGCCGCCCGUGACGCGGCCUCCCUCUCGACGCCGUUCUGCGGCCGCAUCGGCGGAGCCCGUCCCCAACAUUACUAUCACAUUAGGGGGUCGCGAGCUGCGUCGAAAGAGCGCCACACCUGCCCGCAGAACUCCGAUCCCCGAAAGUGCGAACGGUGCUGCGGCGCCCACUCGACGUCGCAAGCGACCCGCUCCGGGAAUCGUGUCCACCGGGCAAGAUGGUGGCGCUGCAGUCAGUUACGGCCGACGCAAAGCCAAACCCACCAAGAAACGCAUCGGAUCGCGCGAACCUGGCUUGUUAGAGGAUCCCCAACAAGCUCACGAGGGUAUCCGCAUCGACGAGGAUGGCGUGUUGGAGGAAAUCGAUCCCCACGAACCUCGUUAUUGCGUCUGUGGCGACGUGAGCUUCGGAACGAUGAUUUGUUGUGAGAACCAAGAUUGCGACCGAGAAUGGUUCCACCUCAAUUGCGUCGGUCUCUCCGAAGUUCCCAGCCGAACCGCCAAAUGGUAUUGUCCCGACUGUCGGGUGAAGCUCAACAAGGGCACCGACGGAAUUGUGCGCAACAAUCCUCGUCGUUGA
Molecule: messenger RNA, 2238 nt
Organism: Aspergillus affinis
Lineage: Eukaryota; Fungi; Ascomycota; Eurotiomycetes; Eurotiales; Aspergillaceae
Product: putative PHD finger domain protein
Exons: 2
Coding region: 1-2238 (745 amino acids)
Biological process (GO): regulation of DNA-templated transcription
Cellular component (GO): Rpd3L complex; Rpd3L-Expanded complex; nucleus
Source: RefSeq, a predicted model, not a curated record